Messenger RNA from Melitaea cinxia (Glanville fritillary), 3029 nucleotides. RefSeq lists its product as uncharacterized. Lineage: Eukaryota; Metazoa; Arthropoda; Insecta; Lepidoptera; Nymphalidae. The coding region runs from base 253 to 1677 and encodes 474 amino acids. The record is from RefSeq and is a predicted model, not a curated record. The transcript is spliced from 11 exons.
GUUUUCACUGCGGAGCUGGUGACAUGUUAUUGACAUUAAUUUAUAUUAUUAGUAGUAAUCUUUUUAGAUUUGAAUUGUUUAUAACAGAAAAUUAACUUAUAGAGAUAUCUUUUUAAUAACUUUACAUGAACGGAAGUUACUUUAAAAUGUGUAGUGAAUAAAUCGUGUCUUUCUAGUUGCUAAUAAGUUUUUGCAGUUUGAGUUCUGAGAAAUUUGGAUUUUAUCAUCUUUGGUUUUGGAUGUAAAUCCACCAUGUGGGUUUUAUUGGUGCUGGGUGUGGUGACGAGCGCGUCCCGAGCGCUCGCCGCCGGCUACUGUUCCACUAACACGUUCCAGAGGAACUCCUCAUCAAUGCAUUUUAGUAAAGAGCCAAUCCCAUACGAGUACGGUUUCCAGGACAAGUUCAAGAGCAUUCACUGCUGCGUGAAAGGAUACAGGAGCAUAGAGUGGUUUAAAGACGGAGUAGCCUACCCUUGGUCAGCAGGAGUGUCCAAUUUAAUUCUGUACCCUGAAGCGGCAAAUCAAACUUUGUACACAAGACGAGCCGCGCGAGCUGACUCCGGCAACUACACCUGUCGCCUCAGCAAUGAAACGCACAGCGAGACACAUACUGUUCGACUAGACAUCUUAGAAAAACCAACGGAUGCGCCGAAAACGAUGUUCAUUUCGAAGGAUCAGUGGGUGGAGGAAGGGACCGAACUUCGACUGUUCUGCGAAGCGUUGAUUGGUCGAUCAUAUCUAGCGGAUGCUAGGAGCGACCUUCGUUGGUGGAAGGUGUGGCCAAAUGGUACCGAAGGCGACCUCUUACUCACUCAGACUGAGAUUAAAACCGCAAGGGAGGACGUAGAAGACAUAAUAGGCUCCUACCUCAGCAUCAAGCAAGUGACCGCACAGGACUACGGCACGUACGUGUGCGUCGUGCACAGCAACGACGUCGUCUCCAGGAACUACGUCACCGUGCACUAUAAACGUAAGCCGAAUGGCGGCGCGUCCCCGUGGUGCGGCGGCGCGGGCGUGCCGUGGCGCGCGCUGGCGCUGGGCGGCGCGGCGGGCGCGCUGCUGCUGCUGUCGGCGGCCGCGUGCCACCGCCGCUGCACGCCGCGCCUGCUGCUGGCGGCGCGCCACGCGCGCGCGCGCGCCGCCACCGCCGCGCACCGCGCAAGAGUGCUAGAGAAGGAGUUCGACGUCCUGGUGUGCUGGACGGCGGUAGACGGCGAAUUAGUUCGCGGAGCCUUACUGCCUACACUGGCGCUCAAGUAUAAGUACCGCGUCCACGCAGCCACGCUCUCUACCCAGCCCGACCACUGGUACAGUGAGCUAGUAGGGGAAGUGUCUCGAUGCCGGUCUCUAGUCGCCGUGCUGUCUCCAGCGCAGUACACUCCGCAGCAGUUGCUCACCGCUCUGAGGCAGCUGAGAGCGUUACCAGUGCCCCCCGUUGUCGUUCUUCUCCAGGAUCUGCCGAAGCUGAAGCGCGAGGCGAAGGAGUCUGGCGAGAGCUUAGUGGAGGUGCUGCGGCGCACGCGGCUGGUGGCGUGGCGCCACGUGCACGAGCGCGCCUUCUGGACCGCGCUGCGCCUGGCGCUGCCGCUGCCGCCGCCGCACCGCCCGCCCCGCGAGACAAUUGAAUCGGAGGAAAGCAAAAACUCUCGCUCGGGAAGUCUGACGGCUCUCGUGUGAGAAAUUAGAAAAACCCAUUGUAAACCCGCGCGUCGCCCGCGAAGUACCGCUGGCAGUUAUGAGACGUGUAUAAAGGAGUGAUAGUGAGUGACACUAAACGAGACUAUGUUGCGUGAAUAUCGUAAGGGACAUUUGUGCCGCCAAUACGUAUGAAGACUGUGAGUAGUUAGUAAUUAUAAAAGAAAUUCGAUCACAUUAAUGGUAUUUUAGUUAGUAACGUAGGAAGACUUGAAAUCUGUAUACAGUUUUCUAAGAUCUCAGUAUUUACUUCUCUUUCUCUCUCUCUCGUACUAUUUUCGUUUCUCUUUCUUGUGCCAAAGGAAAAUUGCAAACAUGACAAUUAUUAUUUAAUUCUUUGGUUGUACUUUAUUUAUUUUAUGUUUAUGCAUAAUUGUACUAUCGUAGAAAAUGAGUAUUAUUACUUUCGAUUCUAUCAUUUCCUUAGUUUUAUUGUUGAUUAAGUAUAAAAUUGUUUUUUAAAACAUGUCUAAAUAUAAAAAUAAAUGUGACGGUUUUUAGGUCUGUGAUAAUUAAUCAAAAUGCGGUGUAUAGACAGCAAUGUUUAAAAGCUGUCAAGUAUCUCACAUUGUGUAAACUUGUGUUAAUUAACAUUGUCAUUGGGUGUAUCUAGUUGAUUAAUGUUAUGACUUUUAUAAUCUUCAAGUAUUUUGUACAUAAAUUCAUAACGAACCAAAAUAAAAAGGCCUCUUAACAUCAUACAGAUGAAAUUUUGUAAUAUAUCUUUUCAAAGGCUGCUAUAACACUUAAUGUUGUGUAAUUAUAACUGUGUAUUUACCGACACGGAUCUUGAACCCUGACCUUUAAACCUGCACGGAAACAAAUUUUGGAUCUCUUUUAACAAAGUGAGGCACAGGGGCGACGGGGGCGAGGCAAUCAUAUUAUGAUCUUGAUCUGGCUUAACGCGGCAAAACUAUAUCUCCUUUCAACCGUAUCGUCGUUCGUUCCUGUUUCGUUACGUAUUACGAUUCGAAUACAAAAUACUGCUUCUAUUUUAUUAAUUUUCUUACUUCUAUGAAAUUUAAAAAAAAAUAUAAGGAACUAGAAAAUAAUUAACGCGCAAAUCGAUCCCUUGUUGCUGAAAGCUCAAGAUCCGUGCCAGUAAAUAUAUUACCGUGACAAACUUUUCUCAUUAAGUCCUUAUUUUUUGUUUGUUUGUAAAUUGUUGGAUAGCAUUUCCCAACAAUAUUUAAAUGUGAAUAAUAUUUAAUGCCCCUCACCUUUUCUAGUAUUAUGUACUCCUUACAUUCCAGAAAAUUAUAAUUGUGUUAAGUUAAUAUACACUUAUUGUAUAGAAUUAUAUAAAUUUCGAAAUAAACAGAUAAGAAACCUAA